CUCGUGUGCCAAGAAGUAGGGUUAUGUAUGUCAGGCGUGGAAGUGAUUACUGACGACUUGCAAAGCCACCCCUGGUGCUCCCACGGCCCCACCCUCCUUUUUUCACGUACUAGUAAUGGGGUUAAGAGACGUUUUUUCGCCUGUUCGGCCUGCAGGGACCGCAAACUGUGCCCCUUUUUUCUGUACGAAGACGAAAAACAUAAAUACAAAUCUGAGGGGUGGAAAAACGAGCGUGAAAAAUUUCUUCGGAAUAUUGACCACAGAAAAUUAUUUAUAACUUUAAACCAAAUGCGUCAAUUACCCCCAACUGAUAGGGCAUACUGCCAUACGUGUGCCGGCUUCCAAUUGAAAAAAUUCUGGGACAAACAUACCGAACAUAAUUUUGUUACAACAGUUAGUGAUUAUGAAAUUGCACAUCCGAGUGAGUUUUUGCCCCCUUUGGAGGACGCAAAGAAGGAGGCACAGUUUUUAUUUUCACUGACUUCGGUCCGUGUGAUCGUGGACAUUUUUAAAAGUUUAAAUUACCGCAAAGUUAUUAGUUUGGGGACCCCCAGGAUCCACGAAUUUAUCACAAAUCAGUGCCCUGAUAUGGACACACUUUUACUAGAUUUCGACUCGCGGUAUCACAAUUUUUACGGCCCGUUGCAAUUUUGUUGGUACAAUAGUUUCAACAACCAUUUUUUUCUCCCCGAGUCUCAACAAGUGUUUGAGGAUUUUUUAAAAACUGAGAGCGAUCUCGUACUGAUUUUAGACCCACCUUUCGGGGGUCGGGUCGAGCCCUUAGCCCACACAAUCAAACAAAUCAGCGAAAAAUACAAUCAACUGAAUGAAAAAACAAAAUUGUCGGUAUUUUGGGUAUUCCCCUACUUUAUGGAACCGCAAAUACUAAACAGCCUCCCCGACUAUUCCAUGCUCGAUUAUAAAGUCGACUAUGACAACCAUCCUUUGUUUCAAGACGGCGCUAAGGCGCGGAAAUUUGGGUCACCCGUCCGAAUUUUCACGAACGUGGACCCGAGUAAAAUAGUCCUUCCGGCGAAUGAAGGCUACAAAUUUUGCCAAGAGUGCAACAAAUGGGUUUCAAACGAAAACAAACACUGCCCCAUUUGCCAGAAAUGCACCUCGAAAGACGGCCGGACGUACACCCACUGUCCCAUGUGUGCAAGGUGCGUUAAACCGAGUUGGCAGCACUGCGAAAAAUGUGGUCGGUGCUGCCAACCGGACCACAAAUGCGGCGACUUGGUCUUUACUCAGGAUUGUUUCCACUGUAAACAACCGGGGCACAAAAAACGGGACUGUCCCAAGGUUGAUCACAAACAAUUACAUAUGAAACGCAAAUUGAAAAGUAAAAAUAGGGCGAAACGAGUUAAAUACAGUUAGGAAUCCAU
This is a messenger RNA of Tribolium castaneum (red flour beetle), 1385 nucleotides long. RefSeq lists its product as uncharacterized. Bases 28 to 1377 code for a protein of 449 amino acids. Lineage: Eukaryota; Metazoa; Arthropoda; Insecta; Coleoptera; Tenebrionidae. Gene Ontology annotation, biological process: rRNA methylation. The transcript is spliced from 6 exons. The record is from RefSeq and is a predicted model, not a curated record. Gene Ontology annotation, cellular component: nucleolus; cytoplasm. Gene Ontology annotation, molecular function: zinc ion binding; nucleic acid binding; rRNA (adenine-N6-)-methyltransferase activity.